This is a messenger RNA of Eupeodes corollae, 3625 nucleotides long. It is a transcript of the gene Wdr33, whose product is annotated as pre-mRNA 3' end processing protein WDR33. Lineage: Eukaryota; Metazoa; Arthropoda; Insecta; Diptera; Syrphidae. Gene Ontology annotation, molecular function: protein binding. Gene Ontology annotation, cellular component: mRNA cleavage and polyadenylation specificity factor complex. The record is from RefSeq and is a predicted model, not a curated record. The coding region runs from base 177 to 2684 and encodes 835 amino acids. The transcript is spliced from 8 exons.
GCUUGGCUUUCACCUUAAAUCGCCAAAAACGCGAGUUUUUCACAUCACACGAAUCCGAAGAAGAGCAAAUUAAUUAUUUGUUUUAGAAUUUUAUUAAAUUCUAUUUAAAAUUAAUUAAAAUAAAGUAGAUUCAUGUGUUUAUAAGCUAAAGUGAAAACUACUUAUCAACAAAAACAAUGGAUUUUUCACAACCUCCUCCUGAUAUGCUGCAACAGCCACCGCCGUCCAUGAUGCAAAUGCCACCUCCGCCAGUCGUAAUGAAUUAUAAUAAUUCUGGGCAAAAUAAUGGACCUGGUGGCGGUGGUGGUGGCGGAGGUGCUGGAGGUGGUGGCGGAGGUUAUCGUACACAUUACUUUCAACACCACUCAGGACCUGGCAAACCAGGCCAUCCAUAUUUUAAGCCCUUUGGGAAUUUCAAUCGUGGGUUUGGCAUGACCCAAGAUGAUUUUGAUGGAAAACGGUUGAGAAAAAGUGUAAUGCGCAAAACUGUUGACUACAAUGCGUCCAUUGUGAAAGCCCUUGAGGCGCGAACAUGGCAAAGAGACGAUCGAGAUCGCCCAUCGCUCCAGCCUGAAAAUAUAUACAUACCCGAAUUGUUACCUCCGCCAAGUUACUUGGAUAACCCAACAAACUCGGUGACAACAAGAUUCGUUAAGACUGCCACAAACAAAAUGCGUUGUCCUAUAUUUACCUUGGCUUGGACACCAGAAGGUCGCCGAUUGGUAACUGGUGCCAGUUCGGGAGAAUUCACACUCUGGAAUGGCCUUACGUUUAAUUUCGAAACUAUCCUCCAGGCGCACGAUGUUCCUGUCCGAACAAUGGUCUGGUCACAUAACGAUAAUUGGAUGGUUACAGGCGAUAAUGCUGGAUACGUUAAAUACUGGCAAUCGAACAUGAACAAUGUGAAAAUGUUCCAGGCUCACAAGGAAGCAAUAAGGGGAAUAAGUUUUAGCCCAACGGAUAGUAAAUUUGUUAGUUGCAGCGACGAUGGAACGUUAAGAGUGUGGGAUUUUUAUCGAUGCCAAGAAGAGCGAGUUUUGAGAGGUCACGGUGCGGAUGUAAAAUGUGUUCACUGGCACCCUCAAAAGGCGCUUAUAGUAUCCGGAAGUAAAGACAAUCAGCAGCCAAUAAAGUUAUGGGAUCCAAAGAGUGGUCAAGCUUUGGCUACAUUGCAUGCUCACAAGUCAACUGUCAUGGAUCUUAAAUGGAAUAACAACGGGAAUUGGUUGGUAACUGCUUCAAGAGAUCAUCUCCUAAAACUUUUCGAUAUUCGAAAUCUCCGCGAAGAAGUUCAAGUAUUUCGUGGUCAUAAGAAGGAAGCCAGCUCUGUGUCUUGGCAUCCAGUGCAUGAGGGACUCUUUAGCUCUGGGGGUUCAGAUGGUUCGGUGCUGUUUUGGAAUGUCGGGACUGACAAGGAAAUCGGUGGUAUUGAUACAGCUCACGAUAGUAUUGUUUGGACUCUGGCAUGGCAUCCACUUGGUCAUAUACUGUGUUCUGGCUCGAAUGAUCAUACAAUUAAAUUCUGGACAAGAAAUCGUCCCGGAGAUCUCAUGAGAGACAAGUACAACUUGAACACCCUUCCAGCUAGUUUGUCCACUUUGGAUGAAUGUGAAUAUGAUGAUGCGGUCAUACCUGGCAUGGGCCCAGAAGACAAAGUAGAAUUCACCGAGAGUCUGACUGCCGAUAAAGGAUUUAUUCCCGGACUCGAUUUAGAUCCUAACAAAAUUAUUGACCGAGACCGGGAGAAGAAGGUCCCUUAUAGCAAGCCAAUUCCAAGAAAUUUCCAAGCGCACUGGAACGAUAGCCGACGAAACGAAGAAGGUGAUGAAAAUAAUUUACGAGAUUCCAAAGAAAUUAGCAUGUUAGCUGAGGAUAUGCCAGAUAACAUGGACCCCAGCACGAUAGUUGGUAUAUCGGUAUAUGGAAGAGUGAUCAGAGUUAUGCCUGAUACAAAAUUGGCCGCAAUAAUCAGAAACGGCCCUGAUGCACUAAAUCGCUACAUAAGCUCAGGUGAAAUCGACGAACUAAGUGAUGUUGUGCCAGUUGAAAAUAGACGAAGUAAAUCACCCAAUCGUGAUCGCAGUAGAUCUCCGCCGGUUAAAAAGUCUCGAUUCGAACCAAUUAAUCAUAAUGCCAAAGUGAUAUAUGCUGGUGAUAUUGACUGGCGUCGCAACAUAAACAAUCCAUUUUCCGGAGUGAAAGUGAAAACUAACGACGAACCUGAGGUCCUUCCAAAUGGAGAUGUAGAUUUUCGACGUAUAAAGUCUGAGGACAUGGGUGGCGGCGGUGGUCGACCCAGUCCUUGGGCAACAGGACCAUUGGCAAACAAUGAUUCAAAUCGUGCAAGUCCUUGGGCAACACCGCAACAAAAUGGCUUUAACAACAACAACAAUUCAUCGAAUGCCCAGUUCAAUACAAAUGCAUUCAAUACGAAUACAAAUACCAAUCAAAACAACCCAUUCGGUGCACCGAGCCAUAAUACCAAUUUUAGAGACGACAGGGACCUCGACAACAACUCGGACGGUGGCCGAAACGACAACUCUGCUAAUUAUAGAUUUAAGGAUGAUUUCGAUGACAACAACAGCAACACCGGCAACAGCAAAGGCAGUGGUGGAAACAGACGGAAUCGAGAACGGGGCCGCGACAGACGUCAUAACAAAAAUCGAAGUAAUCGAAGGUUUUGAAUAUCCAAAUAUAUACCAGGAUGUAACUCCAUCCAUUCUGCAUGAAGAGAAAAUGAAGAGAAGAAGGAACCAACAAACAAACUGGAAUGAUUUUUAUCAUGUUAUCUUAUUAAGUAAUUUUAAGUAAUUUAAGUCAACAAUAUGAUAACGAGCAUAAACAACCCACAACGUAGAGCAAAACUACUAACAUCUAAUAUCGUUUUGGAUUGGUUAUACUCAAAAAAAUAUUAUAUUAUUGAACUGUAAUCGCGUUAGUAAUUUCUCUUACUUGUUAGAAUCUUAAUGAAUAUGAAAAGAAAAAAAAAACAAACAAAUGAAACCCUCGAUAUAUUUAGAAAAAGAAAACACAAAGAUUAAGCUAAUUUAAAAACCAAAAACAACAAAUAUGUAGUCUCAGAAUGAUUGCGAAAUAAAUUUUUCAGCUAAGUAUUCCCGGCAGCGCAGGAGGCAGACGUCAACUUUACUAGACGCCACAUCGCCAAUACCAAAAAGAAGGUAAUUACAUAAAAGGAAUUCAACAAUAAGUCAGAGUAUAUAAAAAAACUAAUUCUUACUAAGAAUCUAGAACGGUUUGAUAAUGUUUAUGAGUUCAUUAUUUUACCAAAAAAAGAAAAUCUGGUUGUGAUGUGAUUUUAAUAUUGUGUGUUGUUAGUUAAGUGAGAUUCCUUUUAUUCAAAUUAUGUUCAAGCAUAUCAAAAAUUAGGUAAGUAUGUGUACGAAAUAUUGUAUUAAACUCAGAAAUAAAAUUACAAAAAGACUGAUUUGAUUUACAUACGAAUAAAAAUCGCACAUUUUCGAAGUAAAAACAUUUUUGUUAUUGAUCAAAAGUACAAUUGAAUACAUUGAAGAUGACACCAAGAGUUAUUUGGAUUUUGUACCAAAUUUUUAUUUUUUGAAUAGCAAUACUUUUAAUGACCACAAAAACUACAAUUAGGUAGGGC